Molecule: messenger RNA, 2771 nt
Organism: Phlebotomus argentipes
Lineage: Eukaryota; Metazoa; Arthropoda; Insecta; Diptera; Psychodidae
Gene: AspRS-m
Product: aspartate--tRNA ligase, mitochondrial
Exons: 2
Coding region: 1-2766 (921 amino acids)
Biological process (GO): aspartyl-tRNA aminoacylation
Cellular component (GO): mitochondrion; cytoplasm
Molecular function (GO): nucleic acid binding; ATP binding; aspartate-tRNA ligase activity
Source: RefSeq, a predicted model, not a curated record
AUGUUCCGGUCUCAGUACAACAGUUAUGGAAAUUAUCCACCGCCUCUGAUGCAGGUACCACUGCCGCCUGUGGAGCGCCCGAUGCAGGUGUCCUGUGGUGGUCUCCGGGAACACCAUCACGGGCUCCUUGUUGAGUUGUUCGGUCGCGUGGUGAAGCAGAGUCUCGGCAGGUUUCUAGUGCUGAGGGACAGCACAGGACAGACUCAGCUGAUUGCCAACAAUGAAGACACAAAUGUCUCGAUCCGCUUCCAGAAAAUGCCUGUGGAUAGUCAAUUGCGAGUUGUGGGUCGUUGUCGACUACGUCCAGAGUCGUCUAGGAAUCGCACGACUGCCACGGGAGACGUAGAGGUACACGUGGAGGAGAUUUUGAGUGUGAAGACUCCAUAUUCAACACCAGCGAUGAAGGAUGUUGGGCAGAAGCGAGCUAUGAGCACCACGAGUCGCUCUUGCUUGGGAAUAACAGCCCCGGAACUGGCCAGGGCAAAGGGAAGUAUCAGAGAGUACUUCAACAAGAGGAAAAACACCUGCGGAGAAUUGAGGAUGGAUCAUGUGGGUAUGCAGAUCAGACUUGUGGGUUGGCUGGACAAUUCUCAGCGUUUUGGCAGAUUUUUCCGGCUGCGCGAUGGGACAGGAUACUGUCAAGUGACUGUGGAAACGGGAAAGACAAAUAUCCAAGACGCUUUGGGAGAACUGAAGGAGUCGGACAUUAUUUAUGUGGAAGGAACAGUGACUGCCAGACCGUUCAAUAGUCGAAAUAGCAAAUCAGAGACUGGAGAUGUUGAAGUAAUUGUGGACAAUUACAAACUCCUGAAUCCUGAAGAGCCCUAUGUUGCACCAGCGUUUGAAUCUGCUGAUGAUACGAUGGAAGACGCAGAGUUGCUGAUGGAUAGUCAAAACGGGGAUGCAGAGAAAAAGCCUGAAAUUGAGAAACUAGGAAUUGAGAAGGCAGAUAUUGAGAAAUCUUCAUCUCCAAAUACUAGUUUAUUCACAAAUCGCACUCACAACUGUGGCGAGUUGAAUGCCAGUCACGUUGGUCAGAAUGUGGUGAUUUGCGGAUGGCUGGGCUUCCAGCGCAUGAAAAAGUUCAUCACACUGCGUGAUGGCUAUGGCAUGACUCAAGUUCUAAUCCCUCUUCCGAAGGUGGACGAUGUGCCAUUGGAUUCACUGGCUUUUGAGUCCAUUAUGAAGGUUUCAGGGGUGGUUACAGCUCGUCCUGCACACAUGGUGAACCAUCAAAUGGCCACAGGAGAAAUUGAAGUCAUGCUUGAAUCUUUCGAAUUGCUGAAUGCGUCUAAGAAGCAGCUUCCAAUGGAUGUGAGAGAUUUCAACAGGGCGAAAGAGACUCUUCGGCUGGAGCAUCGCUACAUUGAUCUUCGCUUUGUUGAUAUGCAACGCAAUCUGAGAACGCGAUCGGCCGUAUUAAUGAAGAUGCGAGAGUACCUGAUCAAUCAGUGUGGAUUCGUCGAGGUGGAAACACCAACGCUUUUCAGAGCAACUCCUGGAGGAGCGCAAGAGUUCGUUGUGCCGUCCAGGAAGCGUGGACACUUCUACUCACUGGUGCAGAGUCCGCAGCAGUUCAAGCAACUGCUGAUGGCCGGAGCUGUGGACAGGUACUUCCAGAUUGCCAGGUGUUACAGGGACGAAUCGACGAGGAGUGAUAGACAGCCGGAAUUUACACAGCUUGACGUCGAGCUCUCCUUCACGGACAAGGAGAAAGUGAUGGAGUUGAUAGAGAAUGUAAUAAAGUACUCCUGGCCACAGGAAAACGCAGAAAGCAUACAAACGCCAUUCAGCAGGAUGACUUAUGAGGAUGCAAUGGCCAAAUACGGCAGUGAUAAACCUGAUCUUCGCUUUAACUUCCAACUCACGGACGUCACAGACACGCUGAAGCUGAACGAGACUCUUACCAGCGUUUACAGUGACUUUGCCUCCUACGUAAUUGUUCUCAAAUCCCCCAACAAUGGUUUUCCCACUUUGCUAAAAGACUCAGUGGCGGCGAUGAUAAAAAACCUGACCAACACACGACUCUUUGUCUCAAAGCUGAAAGAGCCCACAAUAGAAGCGUGGACGGAAUCUGGCAUUUCCAAUGCCCUAUCCACAGAAGUCACAAAAGCUCUGGCGGAGAACUUGAAGCUGGAACAAGGGGAUCUCAUCUUCCUGGGCAUUGGGCAGAAGACUAAGACUCAGGAGCUGAUGGGACGCAUCCGAAGUGUGAUCAUUGAGAGCCUGCAAAGUCGGAAACUUCUCAGUCAAACGGGCAACGGAGGAAAACACUUCCUCUGGAUCGUCGAUUUUCCUCUGUUCACGAGAAAUGACUCCGAUCAGUUGGUAAGCACUCAUCAUCCCUUCACUGCUCCACACCCUGACGAUCUGGACGCACUGCGAAAGCUAGAGAAUCUUGACAGCAUCCGUUCUCAAGCGUACGACCUUGUAAUCAACGGUCAGGAAGUUGGCGGUGGCUCCAUCCGGAUUCACGAUGCAGCGCUGCAGAAGUUUGUCCUCGAGGACGUGCUCAGUAUUAAGCAUGAGCAUCUGCAGCACCUUCUGAUGGCUCUUGAGUCUGGAUGCCCACCACACGGAGGUAUUGCUCUGGGCAUUGACAGGCUGAUGGCAAUCAUUUGCAAUACUGAGACCAUAAGAGACGUUAUAGCAUUUCCCAAGGGUCUUCACGGCAAGGAUCACAUGUCUCAAGCACCCAUCGAACUCACUCCCGACGAUCUGAAGCUGUAUCACAUUUCAGUUGACCAGGAAGCACCAGAGAACUGAUCACA